Molecule: messenger RNA, 2463 nt
Organism: Impatiens glandulifera
Lineage: Eukaryota; Viridiplantae; Streptophyta; Magnoliopsida; Ericales; Balsaminaceae
Product: pentatricopeptide repeat-containing protein At5g42310, chloroplastic
Exons: 5
Coding region: 56-2155 (699 amino acids)
Molecular function (GO): protein binding
Source: RefSeq, a predicted model, not a curated record
CGCAGAUUCUCUCCUUCAUUCUCAAUCCGAACCAACCAGUGGUUGCAAAAGGAACAUGAACACACUCCUCCUUCCACCGCCAUUUUCAACUCGCUUUCCUUCUUCUUCUUCUCUUCGAUUCUCAGCUGUAACAACAACAACAACAACAACAAUUCUUCAUCACAACAAUAUCUUCCAAACCCGUCUUCUCGUUUCAUCGUUUACUUCCCUCACCAACACCACACACCUAAACUUGAACGAAUACGACGACGAUGGCGACCCACAAAACGAUAUCGCUUCCCUUCCUAACCGCCGCUACGACUUCGCUCCUCUCCUUCAAUUCCUCACAACCACCACCCCUGUCCUUGAAGAACCCAACUCGCCCACGACACUAGACCCCACUGAACUCCGCCUUGCCGAGACCUAUCGAGUGGUUUCAGCUCCCCUCUGGCACUCACUUCUCAAAUCUCUAUCUUCCACCUCUUCCUCCAUUUCAACGGCUUACAAUCUUGUUAUCUGGUUACAGAAGCAUAACUUGUGUUUCUCAUACGAAUUGCUCUAUUCGAUUCUCAUUCACGCUCUGGGACGUUCCGAGAUGCUUUACGAAGCGUUUUUACUCUCGCAGCGGCAAAAGUUGACGCCUUUAACGUAUAAUGCCCUAAUUGGAGCUUGCGCACGAAACAACGACCUUGAAAAAGCUCUGAAUCUUAUGUCUCGGAUGCGAAGUGAAGGUUAUCAAUCGGAUUUUGUUAAUUACAGCUUGAUUAUUCAGUCCCUUACUCGUAGUAAUAAGAUUGAUUCGGCAAUGUUACAGAAGCUUCAUGAGGAGAUUGAGGAGGAUAAGAUAGAGCUUGAUGGUCAGUUGUUGAAUGAUAUAACAGUUGGGUUUGCUAAAGCUGGUGAUGUUACUCGAGCUAUGUAUUUCCUCGCUAUGAUACAGGGAAACGGUUUGAGCGCAAAAACUACCACUGUUGUCGCCAUCAUAUCGUCUUUGGGAAAUUCGGGCAGGACAGAGGAGGCAGAGGCCAUCUUUGAGGAGCUAAAGGAAGGUGGGCUUCAGCCAAGAACUAGGGCUUAUAAUGCACUUCUUAAAGGGUAUGUGAAGACGGGUUCGCUAAGAGAUGCAGAGUAUAUCGUGUCGGAGAUGGAAGGAAACGGUGUGUCUCCUGAUGAGCAGACGUACAGUCUUCUAAUUGAUGCUUAUGGAAAUGCAGGUAGAUGGGAGAGUGCCAGAAUUGUGCUUAAGGAAAUGGAAGCUAACAAGGUGCUUCCUAAUUCGUAUGUGUUUAGUCGGAUACUAGCUGGUUAUCGCGAUAGAGGGGAAUGGCAGAAAUCAUUUCAAGUAUUGAAAGAAAUGAAGAGUUGUGGUGUUCAGCCUGAUAGGCAUUUUUAUAACGUAAUGAUUGAUGCUUUUGGAAAGUACAAUUGUCUUGAUCAAGCUAUUGCAACUUUUGAUCGGAUGGUAUCAGAAGGUAUAAAGCCCGAUACUGUUACUUGGAACAGUCUCAUAGACUGUCAUCGUAAGUUCGGGCACCAUAGCAAAGCAGAGGAACUGUUCGAGAAGAUGCAAGAGAGCGGAUGCUCCCCUUGCACGACGACAUAUAACAUAAUGAUCAACUCUUGUGGGGAGCAGGAGAGAUGGGAAGAUGUAAAGAAGCUGAUGGGAAAGAUGCAGGCUCAGGGUUUACUUCCCAAUGCUGUUACAUAUACUACGAUAGUCGACAUUUAUGGAAAGUCUGGGAGAUUUAACGAUGCAAUUGAAUGCCUGGAAGACAUGAAGUCCAAAGGGUUAAAACCUUCCUCCACAAUGUAUAAUGCUUUGAUUAAUGCGUAUGCACAAAGGGGUUUGUCCGAGCUAGCAGUAAAUGCAUUCAGGGUUAUGAGAGCUGAUGGUCUUACACCUAGCACAUUAGCUCUCAAUUCAUUAAUAAAUGCAUUUGGCGAAGAUAGAAGGGAUACUGAAGCAUUUGCUGUAUUGGAGUUCAUGGAAGAAAAUAACUUAAAACCAGAUGUAGUUACUUAUACUACCCUCAUGAAAGCUUUGAUUCGGGUGGAGAAGUUUGAUAAGGUUCCUGCUGUAUUCGAAGAGAUGAUUUCAUCGGGUUGCACCCCAGACAGGAAAGCUAGGGCUAUGUUAAGGUCGGCUCUUAGAUACAUGAAGCAAGCAUUGAAAUAAUACUUUGACAAGAGAAAUUCUUGCGGUUGCAGCAUAUAAUUGAUAAACUUAUCCUCUGCUGAUGGCUGUUAUUAUCCCACUGGAGGAUAGGGUUGAGCAUCCAUUGCCAUGAGGUUUCUGGGAAAUGUGGAGAAGAAAGGCGAUCGUUGAAUUAUCUGCUUCCCACAAAAAUUCAUCGUGUGUAUUAAUAGAAAAUUCCAAUGUAUAAUUCUUUGCCGAAAAAAAGAAAGCAAAAAGGGAACAUUUUAUGUAUGCAAUAUAAUACUGGUUAUUGCAAUAAAAGUAUUCACUUCUUGUGUAGCUGGAAA